Messenger RNA from Mya arenaria, 6227 nucleotides. RefSeq lists its product as uncharacterized. Gene Ontology annotation, cellular component: nucleus. The coding region runs from base 182 to 5101 and encodes 1639 amino acids. NCBI's taxonomy places the organism in Eukaryota, Metazoa, Mollusca, Bivalvia, Myida, Myidae. The transcript is spliced from 7 exons. Gene Ontology annotation, molecular function: RNA polymerase II cis-regulatory region sequence-specific DNA binding; DNA-binding transcription factor activity, RNA polymerase II-specific. Gene Ontology annotation, biological process: regulation of transcription by RNA polymerase II. The record is from RefSeq and is a predicted model, not a curated record.
AUGUUUUACUUUUAUUUUGCUGUUUACCAAUCGGUUUUGGUACUAGUCCACAUAGGUUUGGUACCUGACGAAAUAGGAAUUUAAUGUAUCUAAAAACAAAGCAGGCCCAGGUAACGUUCGCAUAUGGAGUGGGACUAAAAAACCAUCCCCGUUGCUAGUGAAGGUGAGCAAGUACAGGACAAUGUAUGAUGGUGAGGAGUCAUGUGACGCAUUCAAUAAAAAGGGUGGUUGUAAAAGGUUCCCCAGCCCUUUUAUCCUGUUCUCCGCACAUUACCGACGCCAAAUUCGGGAGGAAGAACCCGAAAAAAAUUAUUCUUUUGGAGCCUUAAGUCGUUUGGUUGGAGAAAAGUGGAAAAAUAUUAGCAAGGAGGAAAAAGUGCACUUUAAAGAUAAAGCAAGAAAAUUUGCUGUAGAGCGCCUUGCUCAGCAAGAAAAGAAAGCCUUCAACCUGAGCCUGGCAAAACAGCAGCAACAGCAUCAACAGUCUUGGAAUGAACAGCAGCCACGUGCUCCUGGUCACCCACCAGGCCCAAGGACUCAGCCAAGUAUUAACCCAGUCAUUGAAGGAAGUGAAAGUGCUAUGACAACCGAAGGAUACCAUGGUGCUACAUCACAGCAGCUGUUCCUGAAUGAAAACAAUUGUGGUGCAGCUGCAAUAUCCUAUCUGAACUUUGGUGCUCAUAAUAAAAGCAGGCUGGGUCCAGAAGAUGACUCCCAUUGCAUACAUCAUCAACCAGGCCAGCUAACAAAGUAUGGACCAAAUCACAGUGGCCAGAUGACCGAUGAUAGGACAGCAGCUGAUGGUGGAGAAAUUCCUACAGUUGAUGGUCUCAGGACCUAUCCACCAUACCAUCCACUCAUGAAACAUAUGUUGGGCAAUGUAGGGCAUUCACAGGGACCUUCAUUUCCAACAACAAAUCAUGGGGUCAUAGAUGUUCGGCACCCAUUGCCAUCAUCCAAUCAUGGUCUUGUAAAUAGGAGACCGUCAUUUCCUACAUCAAAUAAUGGGCUCCUAGAUCUGAGACCUUCAUUGUCCACAAUGAAUAAUGGGCUUAUAGAUUUAAGACCUGCAUAUCCACCAUCAAAUUAUGGGCUCCGACAUCUAACACCGUCAGGUCCAUCAACAAAUAGGUUCCUAGAUCUGACACCUUCAAUGCCAACAAUGAAUAAUGGGCUUAUUGAUUUAAGACCCGCAAAUCCGGCAUCAAAUUAUGGGCUCCUUGAUCUGAGACCCACAUUUCCGUCAUCAAAUAGUGGGCUCCUAGACCUAAAUCCUGCCUUUCCAUUACCACAUAAUGGACUAGAUUUGGGACCCUCAUUACCAACCUCAAAUAGUGGGCUCCUAGACUUCAGACCUUCAUUUCCAAUAACAAACUAUGGAUCUAUACAACCAAGACCGGCAUAUCCCACACCUACACCACGUCCGCAAUUUGAUGCUACGCCUCAUGUUCAGCAAGGUGGGCUUAAUACUUCUGGUUUAAGACAAAUGCAGACAGGACAAAACUACCCCAUGCCUUCAUUGCAGCCAUUUCCCCAGGAAGUGUAUAAUAAUCUACAACAAGCUAGACCAGUGCCAGUACAUUCUGGCCAUGGGGGCUUAGUUCAUCAUAGAAUGCCAUUUCUAUCUGUUUCCGCUAUCAUUGAAAAUAGUCUUAGCUAUUCCAAGCAAAAAGAUGACAACCCAAUAACCCCCUCUUUAGUUGUUGAUAAAAAACCUAUUACACAAACAAAAGAACAAGAGGGACCAAAUUUAGAUUUGCAGUUGCAUAAGCAUUUGUUGAACUCGACUUGUGGAAAUAACCUUCCUAUGAAUUUGCCAAAAAAAGAUGUAGAAACUAGUCUGAAACAGUCGGAAUCCAACCAACCUCAGCAAAUUAUAAAUAUUAAAGAUGAUGAAAAAUAUAUUUGCAUUUGCCCCCAGUGUGGGAAGAAAGGCUUUCCUAGUGAUGGUAGAUUUACUUGUAAAAGCUGUAAUGUGGUUUAUAUGAAUAUGAAUUGUGCCUAUUGUUCUUCAGGCCAGUUUGAAACACCAAAUGCUUUGCAGGAACAUCUACAAAUUUGCAGAGGAAAGUUUCUUGCAGAAAAUAGACUUAUUGGACAUACAAAUCAUGACAAACAGUCUUAUACAGAUAUAAGUUUUACCAAACAUCCUGAGAAGUGUAAUCAAGAAUCAGUAACCUCUGCUGAAACUGAGGCUAGUUUAGGCAAAGAAAAGGCUAAGAAAUUGAAACAAUGUUUUGUUCAGAUGAAAAAUGUUCUUCAAAAGCACAGUUCAAUUGUGCAGAAGAUUUACACUUCUCCUGAACAAAACAGAAUGAAGUCAAAGGCAUUAUGUGAUUCUACAGUGAUUGCCUCAUCAUUAGAAAAUUGUGCAAAUGAAGAAAAUGAUCAUGAUGUGAAAGGUAUUGACUCAGAAAGAACAAUGACUGGUGUUAAAGAAACCCAAAGUUUGGACUCAAAUGACUCCAUGUGUUCUGUAUCAAACUCUUGCGAAUAUUCCGAGUCUGAGGCAUCUGAUUCUUCAGGUUAUGAGGAGAUUGAUUUAGAUGAUGAUCAAGCAACCAUAGAUACAGUUGAAAUUGUUAAAGAGUAUCAUGAAGAAAGAUUUUCAGAAAUACCAGAUAAAAAGAGUAAUAUUAGCAAUGCUUCGGAAACUGCAAAUGGCACUGAAAGACCGAAGGGAGUGAUUACAGCAAGAGAAGCUAAAAAGCUCAUGUCAGUUGGAUUGAAUGUUAAACAACCUGGGAAAACAAUACCCAGUCCAAAAACUCCAUAUGAAAUAAGGAAAGAGAAAAUGAACAGUACAAAGGGCAAUAGCAUUAGUGAAAAUUCAGGAAAAGAGGAUAAGGGGGCCAAGCCAAGGAGUUGUAAAAAUAAUUCAAAUAGUGAGUUGAAUCAAACUAAAAUAGAUGACUUCUCAACAUCACUUAACAAAAAGAGAACAGUGGCCAAAACUAAAAUUUUGACCAAAGGGAAGUCAAAGAAAGAGACAUUUUAUCCUGGUGGCAAUGUUAGCCUUGAAAUAACGACAGAUCCUGAAAGUGAGGAUGAAUUUCAUGCCAAUACACAAAGUAGUCAGACCGUUAAAAAGGCAAUUAAAGAGGCACAUGUAAGUAAUCAUUCAGAAACUCUAAGCACUGAUAACUUUGUAAGUGAUGAUGAUUCAGAAACUGAAAGCACUGAUACAUACGAAUCUGAGUAUGAGUCUUUUACAGAGAUUGAUUUCGUGUCUAGUGCAAAUGAAAAAGAAAAGUCGUCACAUGCAACUGACAAAAGUAAGAGAAAAAAAUCAUAUAAACAACCUGUACAUGACAAACGAAAGAGAAAGCCUACCAAACAAUCAAGAAAAAGGCUUCGCUUGGAAAGAGUUGCUAAGAGAAAGGCUAAAGUUAUUGCUGAAAAUACAGAUACUGAAUCGAGUGAUGAAAACGAAAUUGCUCACAGGAGCUCUAGAAUAAAGGCUAGAAUGCUAGGUGUGACAAUUGCAGAUAAUCUGUCUAGCGAUGAAAGUGAGACAGUUAUUGUACCACGAGUCACUAGAUCAAAGGACAAGACAAAAGUGAAUGAAAAGCAAAAGAACAAUAGAAGGUUGAACACUGGCAAGAAUGUGACACUUUCAAAGGACAGUGUCAUACAAAACACACUUAAAAGAAUGUUAGAUGAACAUAAUGAUGAAAGUGAAAACAUGGAAAAGGAAGAUGAAGAUGCUGUUAAUGAGGAAAGUAGUAAUGUGAACGAAGAUGAUAUGAGUGAAAAUGACUUUAAUUUCAUGGCUUACAGGACUAGAAAGAUGGCUGGCCUGUAUUCUUGUAAAAAGUGUUCCAAGUCUUUCAGGACAUUAUAUACUCUUGCUAAACAUAUGAGAACCCACUCUUCAGCCAGCAUAAAUGAGUCAGCAGAUUUAACUGGUGGGAACUCAGAUAUUUGUGUCGAGCUAGUUUCAACACCCAACAAGGUGAUUAGAAAUACUCAUGGAAUAUCUUCAGCACAAGUCGAGGUUACAAAGGAGAUACCUGCUCCAGAACAUAAUGUGAAUGUAACAGAUAUUAGUAAAUCAAGUGAUGGAACUGUUCCUAUGGAAUUCAUUUGUGGUAUAUGUGGUGUUAAGUUUGAAACUGAGGUAUUGCUUGAUAUUCACUGGAAGAUGCACACCUCUUCUCCUCUGAAGGGCCAGUUCGAGUGUGGCAUCUGUAAGGCUGUGUAUCACAGCUCCGAACACCUUGAAAGGCAUGUUUUUACACAUAAUCCUGCAACUAUGGGGAAACCGUUUUCUAUAUUCAUACAAAAUUCGGAAGUUUCAACUGAUGAAGAAUUUAUCUGUGGUGUUUGCCAGUGCAAGUUUGCUGUUGCUGAAGAACUGCAUUCUCACAUUAUUUCUCAUUCAUCAACCGUUUUUUGCCAAUCGUGUAAUCAACCAUUUGCAUCACUGUCAGAAUUGAACAAUCACUAUGCUCAAGAACAUGGACCACAAAUUGAACAUUCAUGUAGUACCUGUUCUGUUGCUUAUAAGACUGAUGAUGAGUUAAAGGUUCAUAUGCAAGAUCAUACAAAACUAGUUGCUUCUCAAAGAAAAGUCACUAGUGAUGUAGUAGUUGAGAAGAUGCAAGCGGAUAGUUGUAGUUUAGAAUUAGCUGGUAAAGCAGAAAUCAAAACAGAAGGACAGAAAACCAACUGUGAUGUUCAUCUUACUACUACUAUGAAUAAAUUAUCUGCAAAACUUGUAGACAAAAAAGUAGCUGUAAUGGAGCCUAAGGGAAAUGAUGAAGAUGUGAAGGAACAAAAAGAAAAGGAUGUAAAGAAUCCCAAUGACGAGGAAUUGAGGGUGAAGGAACAGAAGGAAAGGAAAUUGAAGGUGAAGAAAUUAAAUGAACAGAGAGAAAAGGAAUUGAAAAAGAAGGAAUUGAAGGUGAAGGAAUUGAAGGAAAAGGAAUUGAAGAAACAGAAGGAAAAGAAAUCGAAGGUGAAGGAAUUGAAUGAACAAAAUGAGAAGGAAAAGGAACAGAAAAAGGAAUUGGAAGAUAAACAAAACAAAGUUGUGGAAGAAGCAGAGAAGAAGAAAAACAUUUCAAAGUUAUUAAGUUACAAGAUUAAGUUCUUCUAAAAUAUGAUUUUUGAACAUGUAUUUUUUAAUUCCUUUGUAAAAAUAUGUGUUAGCGAAAUGUGUACAAUAAGUUUAAGUGCUUUUUUUAACUGUAAAUAGUUUUGUUGUAAAACAGGUGUUACUUAAUUACCUGUGUAGUGAGAGUUGUGUAUGAUAAAAGGCCAACUAAAGGACUGGAAUUGAAACUGUUUUUUUUAUCUCUAUUGAUACUGCUGAUUGUUUCAUGUUGAAUUUUGAAAACAUAGGCAAUGUGGGAAUCUCAAAAGUAUUGUGUUAUGACCAUUUUCUAAGCUAAUAUGUAAUUUUACUGUAAUUAUUCACCGACAGGUUUUAAUUGAACGAAUCCUUCUAUUCAAUCCCAAUUUACGCAGGUUAGGCAUUGAGGCCUUCAUUUAAAUAUUUCUUUUUUUAAGUAUUUUGAUAAAGGCAUGGCAAAGAGUAAAUGCAUGAUGUUUAAUUUUCAUUGCUCACUACAUAUCAUUUACCGUACUAUUUGACUGCGCCAUUGUUACAUGUAUUUAUGAUAAAUUCCAACCGCUUUAAUUGGUAACCAUGACAUUGUACUUGUAACAUUAUUUAUCAUUAUCGUCAUCAAGAUUUUAAAUCAUUUUCACCAAAAUAAAAUUUUGUUCAAUAACAUUGUUUAGUAACAUUGUUCAGUAACAUUAAAAAAGUGAAAUGAAGGGUGAUAUUAAAAAAAGUAAAAGCUUUUAGUAUACCUAAGAAAUAUGGUAUAUACUGGCUUAUUAUUAAUAUUUUAUUAAACUGCAAUGUUUUAAGAGUUUUAUUGUUGAUGUGUCAUUUAAUGAAGUGCUGUUGAUAUAUAUAUCAUUUAUUAUUUAUAUACAUCAUGUCUAUUCUUUGAAGUUUUCUACCUCUCUUUUAAUAAGAUUAUGCAUUGUGUUUUUUUACGAUCCUCAGUUUGAAAUUGAAAUUGAAACAUGACAAAGUUGUAUGUAUUUGUUUUUUAUUGAAUAUAAUUUACGCAAUGCAGUUCUAUUUCUUGUGUACCAUAUGUAUAAUGAUUUCUGUUGUUAUUAUUCAAGAUGUUAAUGUUUAUUAAAGUUGCGGGGUCGCGCAUAAAAUCCGUUCUCUUAUCUUUAAGGUCAAGGUCAAUGUAUUUCAU